This is a messenger RNA of Labrus mixtus (cuckoo wrasse), 3228 nucleotides long. RefSeq lists its product as uncharacterized. The record is from RefSeq and is a predicted model, not a curated record. Lineage: Eukaryota; Metazoa; Chordata; Actinopteri; Labriformes; Labridae. The transcript has 5 exons. The coding region runs from base 476 to 1822 and encodes 448 amino acids.
UCUCACAGCUGUGCAUCUCUGUGGGGAGAGCCAUAACCAUGGCAACACCAAGCUUUGAGUAGCUUUUAAAAGGCUCCUCUCUCUCCCUCUCUUAUUCUCUCAGCUGGGAGAGGAUGACACGACGAGGAGGAUUUUCUUCAGGUCUUUAACUCUCGUUUUUAGUCGCUUAGUUGACUUUCAGUCAGUUAAAGAUGAAUGAACGUUGUUUUUAUUAUAUUUUUUGCUUGUGUGGGACAUCUCUUCCCACAAACAUCUUUGUCAUUUUAAGGAUGAAAUGACAGAAAGACGGUCUGAUGCUGCUUCCGUACAGAUGGCUGCCUUGACUUUAUCUGGAUAUACACAGAGAGGUAUUGUCUCCUUAUAUAAGGAACAUGUGAUGGUAAACAGUGAGGUAAAUUUAGACUUCUGUGGAGGUGUAAGAGAUGUGACAUUCACAGAAGAAAUGGCGCUUAAAGGACUUCUUUAAUUGUCGGUAAUGUCAGUGAGGACUUGUUAUCCGUGGGGAAGACGCAGAGAGGAGGAGCAGGAGCGUCUGCGCGAGGAGGCAGGAGCGUCAAAGAGGCGGGAAGACAAGGAAAAGGAGUGUAUGCAGCAGCUCUCACAGUGUCCAGCAUGCAACCAGGGGUGUGACGUUGUCCUGAUCCUGCCCUGCUCACACACCAUGUGUGGUCCCUGCAUUACAGCUGCAGAGGGAGCAAGGUCAGGUCAGCAUCGCGGUGUCAGUCCACCUGUCUGCUCCGUGCUGUGUCCCCGCUGUCGACACCCCGUGGAGCUGCCGUGCCGGUCCUGGUCAUCUGCAACUUCAAGUCUGCCAAAACAUCCAACCCUGAGUCCUGCAUGUGUGAGCAGGGAGACUGGAAGCAGGGAGGGGGAGUCUGGAGAUCCUCUGCAGUGUGUGCAGGUGGACACACGCUGCCAUGAUGUCUGUGACGUGACAGAACAGAGCAGUGUGCACGAGCCAGGCUCCAGUUCCACUGAACCACCAGAGGAUGGCGCUGUAGACCUGCGAGAGGAGGAGAUGGAGCAGUCAGUCUAUGGACUUUCUUUUUCUCUGGACCCUUCGACUGCACCUCCCUCCCUCCAUCUUUCCAACUCCUCGCUCACUGUCACCUACAAAGAGGACAGCCCUCCUGGUCCACCUCGAGACCCCCUGGUCAGGAGAUCCCCCUCCUUAGACCCCCCUGGGAUCCUUGUCCCCCUGGUCUGUGCGGAUGUGGUGAUCAGACGAGGACAGUAUUACUGGGAGGUGGACGUCUGUAACAGCUCCGUCUACAGGAUCGGUGUGAGCGCGGUGGACGCCUCUUGCGGCUGGUGGCUGGACAGACAUGGCCCUUCUUUUUGUGCAGUGUACGAUGGGAGCCUGGAGCCGCUCUGCACAGUCCCGCCCCAGAUCAAAACCCUCGGGGUCUUCCUCAACAUUGGUGGGGGAGCCCUGAGCUUCCACAACCCUCUGACUCAGGAGCAUCUAGCCACGCUUUCUACACGCUUCCACCGAGCUGGAGUGCGCCCCGCUCUGGGCCUGCGUCAGGGUCGACUGAGGGUGCGCUGUGGCCUCCCCCCUCCUGCUCAUGUGUUCCUCAGUAAGGACUCCACCUACAGGGGGCCUCGUGGAGCUGGUGGAGGCAGGUGGCAAAGGGAGCUUCCCUUCCACUCAGUCAGGAAAGUGAUACAGAAGUUUGAGGAGCUGGCCGUGUCGGACUCAGACUCUGGUCUGGUAUCCAGUUUUGGAUCGUCCUGCUCCACCUUGGUUUCCCUUCCAGAUCUGGGGAUUCCUGGGAUGUUCCCCUCUGGGCCAACAGGACAGGAAACUGCAGCUGAAUAAUAACAGCUUCUGAAACUCUUCAAUGGGAGCAACAAACACACCCACUGCUCCUGUGAGGGGUUUGAUCUCAGGCCAUCAUUUCAAAGGCUAAUUUUUCAUCUUCAAGGACUUUUGGCUGCCUGUUUCCACUCUCUGCGUGACCCCAGACCUGCAAUUGACUCUCUCCCCAGGACGCAGGCCUUUCUCCCGUCCAAACAACCCCCACUGGUUUGGGAUUGGGCCCGAAAGAGUCCUCUAUAAUGUGAAGUGUGAGGAAAGGGUGGGCUUUGAGCAGCAUGACGCCUUCAUUUGCCUCUGUUUGACGGUUGUCCGACAGUAGGGGUUCUACUGUGUGUGUGUGUGUGUGUGUGUGUGUGUGUGUGUGUGUGUGUGUGUGUGUGUGUGUGUGUGUGUGUGUGUGUGUGUGUGUGUGUGUGUGUGUGUGUGUGUGUGUGUGUGUGUGUGUGUGUGAAGCAGCUGGGUGUGAGAAGACAAGGUGUGAGUACAGUGACACCAGCAGUGUUGACGCAGAGAGGACAGGUGGUAACGUACGUUUAUCCCACGCCAUGCCCUCGAUGGGACAGUACGGCCGCCCUCUCCUGACCCUUUGAAAACCGCAGGACGCCCGAACACUUCAAAAGGGUCGACCGAGAGCGGGAGAACAGAGAAAAACAGCACGCAUGAAUUAAAGACAGCAGGUGAUGAGCUGGUAAAAAAAAAAAAAAAAGAAAUGAGCCUGCAGAGGGUUUCCUAACAGCUUUCCUGAAUAGAUCAACCGGCAGAGACUCUGAGAGCUCUGACCGUGUCUGCAGGAGCUCGCUCUUUACUUUACAAAUACUGAGAUCACAGUUCAGUAAAACAUGCUGCAUCAGUCGUCUUUGCACAUUUUAUGUUGGAUAAAAAUGAGUUUUCUUCCCUUUUCUUAAAACAGUAUGCGCACACAAAUAGACUUUGAGGAGUCUAUAAAAACAUUUUAAAGAUUCAUGUCUGAUGCCCACGAACACCUGAAGACAUAUUCAAUCCUGAAUUAAAUACUAUAAAUGCACAGCUGUCUGUGUGUGUGUGUAGUGGUUUAAACAUAGCUUGAAUCAUCAUAUUUUAAACUUUAACUGUUUCACCGCCAGUAAGCGCCCCGCUUACGCCAUGUUCCAACAACAAGUGAUGUUCAGACCAUAAGCUGUAUAAAACAUGCACGUAGUCACCCAUUGGGUUCUGAGGAGCCUUUUUGAAGCCUAGCUAUGGAGGUCGCCAUGUUGGAAAUGCUGACUCAACCUGACUUUAGAUCGAUCCAGAAAACGCUAAGAUGGGCCUUAAACCUCCCUGCAAAUGGCCAUAACAGCCACGGCCAUAAUUAUGCAAAUCUAUUAAUUACUCUGUUAGCCUUAUGAGCUAACAGUAGCCCUAUUCAGACCGCCGUUUCAAGCCGC